AUGUUAAGCAAAGCUGAAUUUGUUGAGAAAGUUCGCCAGAGCAACCAGGCUUGCCAUGAUGGUGAUUUUCAUACAGCAAUCGUGUUGUACAAUGAGGCUUUGGGAGUUGACCCUCAGAACUGCAUCCUCUACAGUAAUCGUUCGGCAGCCUACAUGAAAAUCCAACAGUAUGACAAGGCCCUGGAUGACGCAAUCAAGGCACGACUUCUAAAUCCCAAAUGGCCAAAGGCAUACUUCCGACAGGGUGUGGCCCUUCAGUAUCUUGGACGUCAUGCAGACGCACUGGCAGCGUUUGCGUCGGGACUGGCUCAAGAUCCCAAGAGUCUUCAGCUUCUGGUUGGCAUGGUCGAGGCCGCCAUGAAAUCGCCCAUGCGAGAGUCCCUCGAGCCCACCUAUCAGCAACUGCAGAAGAUGAAGCUGGACAAGAGCCCCUUUGUUGUGGUGUCUGUCAUUGGCCAGGAACUUCUGACUGCGGGCCACCACGGGGCCUCUGUGGUGGUGCUAGAGGCUGCCCUGAAGAUUGGCACUUGCAGCCUAAAGCUGCGGGGAUCAGUGUUCUCCGCGCUAAGCAGUGCAUACUGGUCCCUUGGGAAUACGGAGAAAAGCACUGGAUACAUGCAGCAGGACUUGGACGUAGCCAAGACUUUAGGGCAGCAAAGAGGGGAGUGCCGAGCUCAUGGAAAUCUGGGCUCCGCAUUCUUCUCCAAAGGAAAUUACCGGGAGGCCCUCACUAACCACAGACAUCAGCUGGUGCUCGCCAUGAAACUCAAGGACAGAGAGGCAGCGUCCUCAGCACUGAGCAGUCUGGGCCACGUGUACACAGCCAUUGGGGACUACCCAAACGCACUGGCUAGCCACAAGCAGUGUGUCCUCCUUGCAAAGCAGUCCAAAGAUGAGCUCUCUGAGGCGCGGGAGCUGGGCAACAUGGGAGCAGUGUACAUUGCAAUGGGGGAUUUUGAAAAUGCGGUGCAGUGCCAUGAACAACAUCUUAAGAUCGCCAAGGAGCUGGGGAACAAGCGGGAGGAAGCUCGAGCCUACAGCAACCUAGGCAGUGCGUACCACUACCGGAGAAACUUCGACAAAGCCAUGUCCUACCACAACUAUGUGUUGGAGUUGGCCCAGGAGCUGGCUGAGAAGGCCAUUGAGAUGCGAGCUUAUGCUGGCUUGGGCCAUGCAGCCAGAUGUAUGCAGGACCUGGAAAGGGCUAAGCAGUACCAUGAAGAACAGUUGCACAUCGCUGAGAGCCUGCAGGACCGAGCUGCUGAAGGCAGAGCGUCCUCCAAUCUAGGAAUCAUUCACCAGAUGAAAGGCGACUAUGACACUGCGCUGCGGCUGCAUAAGACACAUCUGUCCAUAGCACAGGAGCUCAGUGACUACGCGGCCCAGGGCCGGGCCUAUGGCAACAUGGGCAAUGCUUAUAACGCUCUCGGCAUGUAUGACCAGGCUGUCAAGUACCAUCGGCAGGAGCUGCAGAUUUCUAUGGAAGUAAAUGACCGUGCCUCUCAGGCAUCUACACAUGGGAACUUAGCAGUUGCCUAUCAAGCGCUGGGUGCCCAUGACCGUGCUCUGCAGCACUACCAAAAUCAUCUCAACAUUGCUCGGGAGCUGCGAGACAUCCAGAGUGAAGCACGGGCGCUCAGCAAUUUGGGCAACUUCCACUGCUCGCGAGGAGAGUACGUGCAGGCAGCCCCUUACUAUGAGCAGUACCUGCGCUUGUCCCCAGAGCUGCAGGACAUGGAAGGGGAGGGGAAGGUUUGCCAUAACCUUGGCUAUGCCCAUUACUGCCUUGGGAACUACGAGGAAGCUGUUAAGUACUACGAGCAGGAUCUGGCCUUAGCGAAGGAUCUUCAUGACAAGCUGAGCCAAGCCAAAGCCUAUUGCAACCUGGGCCUGGCCUUCAAGGCCUUGAUGGACUUCAGCAAAGCAGAGGAGUGUCAAAAGUACCUGUUGUCCCUGGCUCAGUCUCUGAACAAUUCCCAGGCCAAAUUCCGAGCUCUGGGGAACUUGGGGGAUAUUUUUGUCUGUAAAAAAGACGUAAAUGGUGCAAUAAAAUUUUAUGAGCAGCAAUUGAGCUUGGCCCAUCAUGUUAAAGACAGGAGACUGGAAGCCAGCGCCUAUGCAGCCUUGGGCUCUGCAUACAGAAUGAUACAGAAGUGUGACAAGGCUUUAGGUUACCACACGCAGGAGCUGGAGGUGUACCAGGAGCUGGGAGAUAUGCCGGGUGAAUGCAGAGCACAUGGUCACCUUGCUGCAGUGUAUAUGUCACUUGGGAAGUACACCAUGGCCUUCAAGUGUUACGAAGAACAGCUGGAGCUCGGGCAGAAGUUGAAGGACCCCAGCAUAGAAGCCCAAGUCUAUGGUAACAUGGGCAUUACCAAGAUGAACAUGAAUGUCAUGGAGGAAGCUAUUGGCUACUUUGAACAGCAGCUGGCCAUGCUGCAGCAGCUCAGUGGAAAUGAAUCUGUUUUAGAUAGGGGCCGAGCAUAUGGGAACCUGGGAGAUUGUUACGAGGCUCUGGGAGAUUUUGAGGAAGCUAUAAAGUAUUAUGAACAGUACCUGUCUGUGGCUCAAAGCUUGAACCGUAUGCAAGAUCAGGCAAAGGCCUACCGGGGCUUGGGCAAUGGGCACAGGGCUAUGGGAAGUUUGCAGCAGGCUCUGGUGUGCUUUGAGAAGAGGCUUGUGGUGGCACAUGAGCUGGGGGAGGCAUUUAACAAAGCCCAGGCCUAUGGGGAGCUGGGCAGCCUGCACAGCCAGCUGGGGAACUAUGAACAAGCCAUUUCUUGCUUGGAGCGCCAGCUAAACAUUGCUCGAGAGAUGAAGGACCGAGCUCUGGAGAGCGAUGCUGCCUGCGGCCUUGGUGGGGUCUACCAGCAGAUGGGGGAGUACGACACAGCCCUGCAGUACCACCAGCUAGACCUGCAGAUUGCGGAGGAGACCAACAACCCCACUUGCCAAGGCCGGGCUUACGGCAAUCUGGGCCUGACCUACGAGUCCUUGGGCACCUAUGAGAGGGCAGUAGUUUAUCAGGAGCAGCACCUCAGCAUUGCAGCACAAAUGAACGACCUUGUAGCCAAAACUGUGUCGUAUAGCAGUCUGGGGAGGACUCAUCACGCCUUGCAGAACUACUCACAGGCUGUGAUGUACCUGCAGGAAGGACUGAGGCUGGCAGAGCAGCUGGGACGCAGAGAAGAUGAAGCCAAAAUUCGCCACGGCCUCGGCCUCUCCCUCUGGGCGAGUGGGAACCUGGAGGAGUCUCAGCACCAGCUGUACCGGGCCUCAGCACUGUUUGAAACCAUCCGACAUGAGGUGCAGCUGAGCACAGAUUACAAGCUAUCACUCUUCGACCUGCAGACAUCCUCCUAUCAGGCGCUGCAGCGAGUACUUGUCAGUCUUGGUCACCAUGAUGAAGCGUUAGCAGUAGCAGAGAGAGGACGAACGAGGGCAUUUGCUGACCUGCUUGUGGAACGUCAGACUGGGCAACAGGACUCUGAUCCCUAUUCUCCAGUGACCAUUGACCAGGUCCUGGAGACAGUGAACGGCCAGAGGGGACUUGUCCUCUACUACUCACUGGCUGCAGGUUAUCUGUACAGCUGGCUGCUGGCUCCUGGGGCAGGAAUUCUGAAAUUUCAUGAGUAUUAUCUGGGUGAUGGCCUGACAGAAAAUGCUGGGGAAUUCCAUGAAGCCAACAACAUGACCCUGCAAACAAUAACAAAUUCUGCGCUGGAACAGUACAUCUCAAGUGUGCGAGAGGCUCUGGGUGUGGAUUCCUACUAUACGCGAGCCUGUGCCAGUAGCGAGACUGAGAGUGAAGCUGGGGAUAUCAUGGACCAACAGUUUGAGGAGAUGAAUAACAAGCUGAACUCAAUGACUGAUCCGACUGGCUUCCUGAGGAUGGUCAGGAGGAACAACCUCUUGAACAGGAGCUGUCAGAGCAUGACCAGUCUGUUCAGCAGUACCAUGUCUCCUGUUAAGGAUGGAACAUCAUCUCUUCCCAGAAGACAGACGUCCUUCACCAAACCCCCGCUCCGUGCACUCUACGACUUACUGAUAGGACCUAUGGAAGGAGGUUUGAUGCAUUCCAGUGGGCCUGUUGGCCGCCACCGCCAGCUGAUACUAGUUCUGGAGGGAGAACUGUACCUCAUUCCUUUUGCUCUCCUGAAGGGCAGUUCCUCCAAUGAGUACCUCUAUGAGCGCUUCAGCCUCAUUGCCGUGCCAUCCAUCCAGUCGCUGAAUCCCAGCUCCAAGUCCCAUGCAAGGAAGAAUACUCCUGCUUACUCCAGUUCUACCUCAAUGGCAGCUGUCAUUGGAAAUCCCAAGCUUCCUUCAGCAGUUAUGGACAGGUGGCUAUGGGGACCUAUGCCCUCUGCAGAAGAGGAAGCGUAUAUGGUAUCUGAGUUACUUGGCUGCCAGCCCUUAGUUGGCGGUGCAGCAACAAAAGAGAGGGUCAUGAGUGCCCUCACUCAGGCAGAAUGUGUCCAUUUUGCAACCCAUGUCUCUUGGAAACUGGCUGCUUUGGUCCUGACACCCAACACUGACAGCAAUCCAGCCAGCAGCAAGAGUUCUUUUGGGAACACCUACACAAUCCCGGAAUCCCUUCGGAUGCAGGAUGAUGCCAGUGAUGUGGAGAGCAUCUCAGACUGCCCUCCUCUUCAGGAGUUUCUGCUUACAGCAGCUGAUGUCCUGGAUCUGCGGCUUCCUGUCAAAUUAGUGGUUCUUGGCUCUUACCAAGAAUCCAACAGCAAAGUCACUGCUGAUGGAGUCAUUGGCUUGACAAGAGCAUUCCUGGCUGCUGGGGCUCAGUGUGUCCUGGUGUCACUCUGGCCUGUUCCUGUGGCUGCUUCCAAAAUGUUUGUGCAUGCCUUUUAUUCCUCCCUCUUAAAUGGAAUGAAAGCCAGCGCAGCCCUUGGAGAAGCGAUGAAAACUGUACAGAGCAGCAAGCAGUUCUCCCAUCCGUCCAACUGGGCAGGUUUCAUGCUUAUUGGGAGUGAUAUGAAGCUGAAUAGCCCUUCUUCACUAGUAGGACAGGCCCUGACCGAGAUUCUGCAGCACCCUGAAAGGGCACGAGAUGCUCUGCGUGUCCUGCUACAUCUGGUGGAGAAAUCAUUGCAGCGAAUCCAGAAUGGGCAGCACAACUCCAUGUAUACCUCCCAACAAAGCGUGGAGAAUAAAGUUGGUGGCAUUCCAGGCUGGCAGGCACUGCUCACUGCGGUAGGAUUUCGGUUGGACCCUCCAGCCAGUGGCCUCCCAGCAGCAGUGUUCUUCCCAACCUCUGAUCCUGGGGACCGGCUACAGCAGUGCAGCACCACCAUACAGUCCCUCCUGGGUUUGCCUAACCCUGCACUUCAGGCACUUUGUAAACUUAUCACAGCUUCAGAAACAGGAGAGCAGCUUAUCAACAGGCUGCAUCAAGUCCUGGUUCAACUUCAGGCAGGCGAGAAGGAGCAAGAUUUCUCUUCUGCACCAAUCCAGGUUUCUAUCAGUGUCCAACUCUGGAGGCUGCCUGGCUGUCAUGAGUUUCUGGCGGCUCUAGGUUUUGACCUUUGUGAAGUUGGCCAAGAGGAGGUGAUUCUGAAAACUGGGAAACAAGCUAAUAGGAGGACCAUGCACUUUGCUCUACAAUCCUUGCUGGCACUUUUUGAUUCUACAGAGCUGCCUAAGCGCCUUAGCCUGGACAGUUCCUCAUCACUGGAGUCACUGGCUUCUGCUCAGUCUAUUUCCAACCCUGUACCCCAGUAUCAAAACCCUCCGUUCUCUCCUACUUGUCCAGACAGCAUUGCAUCAGAUGCCAUUUCUGUGUAUAGCCUGAGCUCUAUUGCUUCUUCCAUGAGUUUUGUUUCCAAGCCAGAGAGCGUGCCAGAUGGUGUGGGACACAGGGGACGCCAGGACUACGAGAGGCCCAAGAACAUCUAUCCACAUCGGUCUGCAGCACAGAGCCAGUUGUCACCACAAACCAGCACUGUAGCCAGCAAAGAUGAGGAAGAGUAUGAAGGUUUUUCUAUAAUCAGCAAUGAGCCUUUGGCCAGUUACCAAGAAAACAUAAAACCAAGAUUUUCCCCUGAUCACAAACAGCCCAAAACUGGUCAGACUGGAGGCAUUAAAGAGUCUGUCAACUCCAAAGGGAGCAUAAGUACCCCAAAUUCUCCUGUUAAAAUGACUCUUAUUCCCAGUCCAAAUUCACCUUUCCAAAAAGUUGGGAAACUUGCAAGUUCUGAUACUGGGGAGUCUGACCAGUCUAGCACUGAGACUGACAGCACUGUCAAAUCGCAGGAGGACAGUAAUCCAAAGCUUGAUCCGCAAGAGUUGGCCCAAAAAAUUCUGGAGGAAACUCAGAGUCACCUCAUUGCUGUUGAACGUCUUCAGAGAAGCAGCAGCCAAAUAAGUAAGAGCAACAAUUCAGAUGAUGGGGCUUCCACCCCAGCAGGUGUGUCCGCAUUCAGAUCUUCAGAGACCAGUGCAUUCAGUCGGCCAGUCAGCUCUAGUCAGAAGAAUCAGUCUUCACCUCUUGCAAUUAAACCAAAGCCUCCAACAAGGAGUUCAUCCCUUCAGAAAGUGAGUUCUGGCUAUAAUAGCCCUACAACAUCAGAGAUGUCAAACAAAGAAGGCACAGGCCAAUACAGUGGGCAGCCAUCUCCAAGUUGUGAUUCGCAUGGGUCCUUAACAGAGCAGCCUCACUUUAAACUCAAGUACCCCAGCUCUCCCUACAGUGCUCAUAUUUCUAAAUCACCCAGAAAUAUCUCUCCAAGCUCAGGGCAUCAGUCUCCUGGUGGUAGCACUCCAUCUCCUGCUCUUUCUUAUUCCUCAGCUGGUUCUGCUCGCUCAAGUCCAGCUGAUGCCCCAGACAUAGACAAAUUAAAAAUGGCUGCCAUUGAUGAAAAAGUGCAAGCAAUUCACAACUUAAAGAUGUUCUGGCAAAGCACUCCCCAUCACUCCACUGGUCCCAUAAAGAUUCUCCGAGGAGCUCCUGGAACAAUGACUUCUAAGAAAGAUGUCCUUAGCUUGCUCAAUUUAUCUCCACGGCACAGCAAAGAAGAAAGUGCAGAUAAGCUGGAACUAAAGGAGCUGUCUAUUGAGCAACACCUUGCUUCUCCACAAAAGAACCCUCCAAAUGGACACAGGCACCCUGAAACUACAAAUGCAGUGACAUCAACUCAUUCUCCACCUUCCACUAGCACUCCAGGAACCGUGCGUCCCUUGAGGCUGCCAUCUGGGAACGGUUAUAAAUUUUUGUCACCAGGAAGAUUUUUUCCUUCCUCCAAAUGCUGA
Molecule: messenger RNA, 7263 nt
Organism: Charadrius vociferus (killdeer)
Lineage: Eukaryota; Metazoa; Chordata; Aves; Charadriiformes; Charadriidae
Gene: TTC28
Product: tetratricopeptide repeat domain 28
Exons: 22
Coding region: 1-7263 (2420 amino acids)
Molecular function (GO): protein binding
Source: RefSeq, a predicted model, not a curated record